ACGUAUAAAAUAAGACGGUAAACACUUAAAAAAUUGAUAACAAUUCUGAUCACACACCCAUGAGUUUUUAUCAUAUCACUCUCAUACCUACUUCACACACAUCGAGUCGUUCGUUCGUCAACUUUUUAUGAUCCAAAAUACAUACGCAACUAAAAAUGGAAAUCAAUAACGACCUGCUGAGUACGAUUUUAAGCGGCGACUCAUCAUCAUCAUCCAAGCUAGUAAUAUUGGACUGGAACGUCGAAAAGAACAUAAUCGCCUUAGGCAACAACAGCUCAUCUGAAUUAUCUCGACUAACGGUGGAAUACCAAAAAAAAGGCAAAACGUUCAAGAAAUCGUUCAUCUUGAAGAUACCUUCGGCACACCCCAUGUACGAUAUUGGAACCCAAUGGAAAAUGUACGAAAAAGAAUACCCAAUGUACACCGAAGUACUCGAAGAAAUGUAUAAACUCGACGGCGAGCACAUCGGCGCCAAAUUAUACUACACCGAUGACAAGCACUCGUUAGUUAUGAAGGACUUGUCAUCGUCCGGGUAUAAAAUGGUGGAUCGAAUCAAGCAAUUAGAUUUUCACCAAUGCUACACGGUUCUGAAGAGUUUAGCCAAAUUUCACGCUCUAUCAGUGAAGUUAGAUCAGCAUUCGAAGAUAAGUCCAGCUAUUAAACGACCAGCAUGGCCGGGGGACGCUGUGCUGGAAGGACAGCUAAAAAUGCACCUCAAUUAUAGCUGCGUUGAAUUCGCUAAAAUCAUAGAUCCUGAAUUUGGUCUGUAUGAGAAAGUUCUUCGUAUGAAAGACGAUCUCUGUGACAGAAUACGAGAAGAAGUCAUCUCAGAUCAGUUUAAAUUCAAAGUAUUAAAUCACGGAGACUGCUGGCUGGGCAAUAUGUUAUUCAAAUUCGACAAAUAUGGUAACGUUGCUAAAGUAAAACUAAUCGAUUACCAAUACUCGAGCUGGGCAUCUCCAGCUUUCGAUAUUUUAUGCUUUACGAUGGGUAGUAUGCAAUUCGAGGUGUUUGAAAAGCACUUCGAUGUUUUAAUGGAGACCUAUAUCGAAGCUUUGAACAAUACUUUGAAGUUUUACCAAUGUGGUUCGUAUUCUUUGCAAGAGCUAAAUCGUGAUAUGGAUAAUUUACGAGCUACCGCAAUUCUAAUAAUGUGCAGUCACCUUCCUCAAAUUUUAUCGAGUCACGAAGAGCCGAUAGAUUAUCAGCGUUUUGUAAAUAAUGGAAACGUAGAUAUCGAAUAUUAUGGAACGUUUUUCAAAAAUGAAAUCUACUCCAAAGUUGUAAAUCAAUGGAUUUCGUAUUACGUUAAAAAAGGUUUAUUCGACUAAAUUGGACUUGGCAUAUGAACGACGCACAUCAACUGGAGAAAAUAUUUCGUCAAAAAUAACAAAAAAAAGGAAUCUCAGAUGAAAAAAUAUGCAAAAUCAAAUGAAUGAAAAUGGACUCAUCUCACCAGCACCACAAUGUGAAGAUUUGUUGAAAGUGAAAUCGACUAAUGAAGCCUGAUACACUUUUUGUCGUCGUUUCUCACUGUACAAAAAUGGAACUUGGAAAUCACUUUUUUAUUUUUACUGCCUAUAAUUUUAGAGAAUGAUAUUAAUAAUAAACGAAGAUACAUAUUAUG
Molecule: messenger RNA, 1627 nt
Organism: Planococcus citri (citrus mealybug)
Lineage: Eukaryota; Metazoa; Arthropoda; Insecta; Hemiptera; Pseudococcidae
Exons: 4
Coding region: 156-1331 (391 amino acids)
Source: RefSeq, a predicted model, not a curated record